Gadus morhua (Atlantic cod) is the source of this 1789-nucleotide messenger RNA. RefSeq lists its product as uncharacterized. Gene Ontology annotation, cellular component: transcription regulator complex; nucleus. NCBI's taxonomy places the organism in Eukaryota, Metazoa, Chordata, Actinopteri, Gadiformes, Gadidae. Bases 69 to 1559 code for a protein of 496 amino acids. Gene Ontology annotation, biological process: regulation of transcription by RNA polymerase II. The record is from RefSeq and is a predicted model, not a curated record. The transcript is spliced from 3 exons.
UUGACUCCUCACAACAACAGCGCCGCCAUUUUCGAAAGAGUUGGCUCUGUGACCGGUUGUAUGUAGAGAUGAAUCAAAUCGAAGAACGCCUCGCGGAAGCAGUACGAAAAUAUGAACACCUAUAUGACACCUCGUUGAAAGGCCAUAAUGACGCCAAAAUGACAAAUAAUUCCUGGGCAGAAAUAGCAACGAAUGUAGGCUUGUCUGUCCCUGACUGCAUUAAAAAAUGGAGGUCGCUGAGGGACAAAUUCGUUCGUAUUCGACGAAAGAUGACCAGCAGCAGUGGGGAUGCAGGCGGUCAUAAAAAGGUCCCCGCGCUCAACACUUCUCUCUCCUGGCUGGGACCCCACAUAAAGCAUCGGGAGACGUCAUCAAACUACGAUGUGAAGGAACUUACCUCAGAAGGAAGAGACAAUGGAGGCCCAUUGGAGCUAUUGUCGCCCAGUGUAUCGCCAAUUGAUGACCGCCAGUCAUCCAACUCAUCUUCCCCCCUGGAAUCCAGAUCAUCCUCCCCUGCACCAUUAAAUUCAUCUACAUCAGUAACGUCCACUCAGCUAACCACUCUCCCACCUGCAUCCACUCCUCCAGUCUCCAUGUCACCUCAGCUGCCCACCUUCCUAUCUCCAGUCUCCAAGACAGAGCCAUCUGCUCUGUCCCGCACGGGACGGAAAAGGCAAAGGGAGCAGCAGGAGGACGACAAUUUUACUCAGAAAUUGGACCAGUUGGAAGAGAGCAUGCUGCUGAUGCACAGGAGGCUGGAGAGGCCUGAGGAUGAAAUCUCGCGAUUCGGACAGACGAUUUGUGAUAUGCUGAGGAAAGUGCCUGAAGACGACCAGGGCGACGCAAUGCAAGCAGUAUACAAUCUGCUGUAUGGAUUCCGCAAGCGUCCUUGUUGUAUUUUGAAAAUGAAUCAAAUCGAAGAACGCAUCGCGGAAGAAGUCCGAAAUUAUGAACACCUAUAUGACACCUCGUUGAGGGGCUAUAAGGACGCCCAAAAGGCAAAUAAUUCCUGGAAGGAAAUAGCAGAGAAUGUAGGCUUGUCUGUCCCUGAAUGCAUUAAAAGAUGGAGGUCGCUGAGGGACAAAUUCGUUCGUAUUCAACGAAAGAUGACCAGCAGCAGUGGGGAUGCAGGCGGUCAACAUAAGGUCCCGGCGCUCUCUUUUCUCUCCUGGCUGGGACCCCACAUAAAGCAUCGGGAGACGUCAUCAAACUACGAUGUGAAGGAUCAUACCUCACAGGGGAGAGAUAAUGGAGGCCCAUUGGAGCUAUUGGCUCCCAUUGAUGACUGCCAGUCAUCCCCCUCAUCUUCCCCCCUGGAAUCCAGAUCAUCCUCCCCGGCACCAUCAAAUUCAUCUAUGUCCACUCAGCUUUCCACCUUCCCAUCUCCAAGACAGCGCCACCUCCUCAGUCCUGCACGGGACGGAAAUGGCAAAGGGAGCAGCAGGACGACGGAAAUUUUACUCAAGAAAUUGGACAAGCUGGAAAAGAGCAGGUUGCUGAUUCAAAGGAGGCUGGAAAGGCCUGAGCAUGAUAUCAAGAUUCAGACAGACGUUGUGUGACAUGCUGAGGAAAGUGACAGGAGAUGAUGCGAUGCACGCAGUGUAUAAUGUGCUGUAUGGACUCCGCAAGCGUCCAUACAGCAGCUAACCAAACGCUAAAGAGAAUGUGGCAAAUUGCACUUUUAAAGUUUGUUUUUAGCCAUUAAUAUUUAUAUUAGUUAAAUCAUUUCAUUUUUUUAACAGACAUGUCUAUUUGUUUUAUAAAGUACCAAUAAAACACCAAAAUAAGA